UUGAAAAUGGAUGCUGGAUGAACAAUAUGCCUAACCAAAUAAUGCUAAUUUUAUCGUAAUUCCAGACUUUAAUUUUUAAUUUUAAGUUCUCUCCCACUGACUCAAUCAUGAAUACUAAUAUUGAUUAUGACGAAUAUUUAGAUGAUGACAUUAUUUUCUAUUCUAUCUUGUAUUCCAGUGUAACUGUUCUGUUUGCCAUGGCAGUUCUGUCAAAAUUUUUGACAAAUGAAUUUCGAUUUGGAUUUAGAUCUGUAUUAAGUUUAGCUGUGCUGUUUUUAGGAGAACCCUUAUGUCAGUUCUUCAUUAAGGGACCUAGCGGUGUGUUUGCAUUUGCAAUGUGUUGUCUUGUUAUCUACUCUAUCUUGCCUGCCAGUCAUCUUCCAGUAGGAAAUAAAGCUGUACUCGUUACAGGAUGUGACAGUGGCUUUGGUAACAGUUUAGUAAAGAAAUUAGACAGCAUUGGCAUGAGAGUGUUUGCCACAUGUCUCAGUUUAAAUAGUCCUGGUGCUGUGUCCUUACAGUUAGCUUGUUCAGGAAGGGUUCAUUUGUUACAACUGGAUGUAACAUCACAGAAGGACAUUGAAACAACAGUAGAAUAUGUCAAGCAGCAUACAGGAGGAGAAGGUUUAUGGGGACUGGUCAACAACGCUGGUGUAUGGUACUAUUCUGAAUUAGAAACAACAUCUGAGACAAUAUUCCGUAAAGUUUUAGAAAUAAAUUUGUUUGGUGCUAUCAGACUUACAAAAGCCUUGCUGCCACUUAUACGCAAAUCAAAAGGACGAAUUGUUAAUGUUUCCAGCUUAAUGGGACGUUUAACAAUGGAAGGCAAUGGUGCUUACAGUAUGUCCAAACAUGCAUUACUGGCUUUCUCAGAUACACUUAGACAAGAAAUGAAAAAGUGGGGAGUACAUGUAUCAAUAAUAGAACCAACAGGAUUUUAUACAGAAAAUAUGAAAGAGCAUGUGAUAAAUAGUAGAAAAGCAGAAUUAUGGGAUACAAUGGACGAAGAAACAAAAAUUACGUAUGGACAGAAAUAUUUUGACAGUAUAUACGAUAGCAUCAUUGAAGGUUCUAAUCGUUAUCCAGAUGAUCUGACCUGUGUAAUAAGAGCCAUGAGAAGUGGACUGUUGUCCAAGCGGCCAAGAAAUCGUUACCCCUGUGGAACAGGAGCCGAUUUCAUCAUGAUGCUUUAUCCAUUACUGCCAGUGUGGGUGGCAGAUAAAUUAAUUUCACUUAUUAGUAUAAUGCCAAAAGAUGUUAGACCUGCUGGUCUGGAUUAAAUUAUGUUAAAUUUUAAUAUUAUUGUUAUAAUUCUGAUACUAAAGCUGGAAUAGAUUUUGUUAUUUCUAAUAGUCCAUUUUGGGCCCUUUUUUUAGCCUUUCUGGUCCCCUAAAAUUUAAAUUCAAAUUUUGUUAAAGAUUCAAAAGAUUAAGUUAUUUUCUAAAUUUGUCAAGGUUUGAUUCCUGUGAUGAUGAAAGAAAAAGAUAUGAUAUGUUUAUUUCAUAAGGGGGAAAAGGGGACCAUCUAAAAAAAAUCUAUAUCCACCAAGGACCAUACUUUGACAAAAAAUGGCUAUAUUUUACCUUUAUACAUAACUUUUUAAGUGGAGGGAUACCCAACUAAGUAAACAUUGUCUGAAUCUGUGCAUGCCCACCAUGGACAGGGAAUUUUAAAAUCCACCUAACCUAUAGUGUAAGUACAAUGUAUGUGUGUCAUAAAGUGUAAAACUGUUAUAUUUUAGUGAAAAAUUGUUGUUGAAGAAUUUUGGAAAAUAAAGUGAAAUUUUAUUUCUAAAACUGAAUAUUUUUCAGUUGAUUGUUUUAAUUAACUAUUUAGCUGCAGACAACACCAUUUAAUCCCAUAACUGUCAAUGUAUUGUAAAAAAAGCUUUUGAAAAAAACAAAAUAUCUUUGUAAAGCAUGAAUUUAGAAUUUGAUUGUGUCUGAUUGGUUGACUGAAAUCUGACAGGAGUACAUUAAAAUACCAAUCAAAAUCCAAUCUAAACCAUAUCAUAAAUCAUAGUAAAAAUUCCAAAAAAAACAGGUAUUGAGAACAAAAAUAUCAUGAUGUUUUAAAAUAUUAAAAAACUGCUGUUGAUCAUUCGUCCAUUAUUAAUUAAUUUGAAAUUAAAUGUUUAUUGAUCAUCAAUGUAAAGUACCUAAUCUAAAUUUUAACAAAUAAUCAUGAACUUAUAUAGGGUGGAAUGUUAUUUAUUUGAUAUUCAGCAGUCGAUCUGCAUAACAUGUGUUCAUUAGAUAGAAAAAAAUAAUAUUCAAAAUUCUUAAAAACUUGUUAAUACAUGUAUCAAAUACUGUACUAUAUCAUGUAUUUGAUUUUGAAAUUCAUAGAGAUAAUGAAUGCUUUUUAUGAGGUGCAUAAAUUGAAUGAUUUAGGAAGCUCAAGACAUAAUCAUAAUAUUUUUGUUAAUCUUUUUAUUCAGAAUCUGACAGCACUGCUUAAUCAUCAUAAUUAUU
Molecule: messenger RNA, 2474 nt
Organism: Mytilus trossulus (common blue mussel)
Lineage: Eukaryota; Metazoa; Mollusca; Bivalvia; Mytilida; Mytilidae
Product: retinol dehydrogenase 7-like
Exons: 6
Coding region: 108-1280 (390 amino acids)
Biological process (GO): steroid metabolic process
Cellular component (GO): intracellular membrane-bounded organelle
Molecular function (GO): oxidoreductase activity
Source: RefSeq, a predicted model, not a curated record